This is a messenger RNA of Gastrolobium bilobum, 801 nucleotides long. Its product is annotated as AT-hook motif nuclear-localized protein 17-like. The transcript has 2 exons. Gene Ontology annotation, molecular function: DNA-binding transcription factor activity; minor groove of adenine-thymine-rich DNA binding. The record is from RefSeq and is a predicted model, not a curated record. Gene Ontology annotation, cellular component: nucleus. Bases 1 to 801 code for a protein of 266 amino acids. NCBI's taxonomy places the organism in Eukaryota, Viridiplantae, Streptophyta, Magnoliopsida, Fabales, Fabaceae.
AUGGCGGAACAUGGCAUCACAAUGUCACUCUCCUCCGACGACGACUCCUCAGACCACGACAUACCCCACACAAUCACCCCAAUAGGAGCAAGCGGCGGUUCCUCCUCUCACCGGAAUCCGCCUAUCCCCGUCGGGUACCACCUCGCGAAUGUCAUAACACCGCCGUCAAAGAAACCCCGAGGCAGGCCACCCGGUUCAAAGAACAAGCCAAAGCCACCGCUCGUGAUAACCCAAGACAACGAGCAAGCAAUGAAAGCGAUGAUCAUCGAGAUCCCCGCCGGCGCCGACGUGGUGGAGACGUUGGUCCAGUUCGCCCACCGCCGCCACGUGGGAAUAACGAUCCUAAGUGCUUCAGGUUCAGUUUCCAAUGUUACCCUUUGUCACCCUCUUUCACAUUCCCCUGCUUUCACUCUCCAUGGACCCUUCACCUUGAUGGCUCUCACUGGCACUUAUAUAAAUGCUCCUCCACCACACUCUUGGCCACAUUGUUCUUCCUUUGGUAUUUACCUCAAUGGAAAUCAGGGUCAGAUCUUCGGUGGAAUCAUUGCUGGGAAGGUUUUGGCUCACUCUGCUGUUACUUUGGUGGCUUCUGUGUUCAAGAACCCUGAGUUUCACAAGCUUGGUGGUGUCAAUGAUGGUGGAGAUGGUGAUAACAACCCUAAUGAACAAGGAGGGAAUGAUGGCAUUUCUGGUUUCCAUGUUGCAAGUCCCAACCCAAUGAAUUCCCCUGGUGAUGUCAACGCGAUGCAAAUGCAAUGGGGGGGCCAUGGUCACCCCUCCAGUCGCCCUGCUAAUUACUGA